This is a messenger RNA of Culex pipiens pallens (northern house mosquito), 1557 nucleotides long. RefSeq lists its product as uncharacterized. Lineage: Eukaryota; Metazoa; Arthropoda; Insecta; Diptera; Culicidae. The transcript is spliced from 2 exons. The record is from RefSeq and is a predicted model, not a curated record. Bases 270 to 905 code for a protein of 211 amino acids.
UGAUUGCAAAGUGGAAAAAGUUGGUUGCAAAGUGGAAUCGAUGAAAUCGUCGAGUUGUUCCUGCUGUAAGAGAGUUUUCGGAACAUUUCAAGCUGUUCCUUUUCGGCGGAUUUCGAAAGAAAAAAAAGAUCGGCGAUUAAAGCCAGCACCAGUGCGAGACAGCGUGUGGAUGCUCAGGAAUAAUUUGAGGUUUGUGGCCGUGGUUUCUCAUUCCAAAAAGGUUUUUUCCCACUAUUUCCCAUGUUUUGUGUCUUUCAGCAAUUUAAUGAAUGCGUAAGUGCUGGCGGAAAUCACGGAGCAGGGGGAAUCUGCGCAGCAGGAGGAAAUUCAACAAGUGGUGCUGGUGGAUUUUAAUUGAGGAAAGUACGCCGACUGUCUCGUCCACCGCGUCCUCACGGCGGCCCUCGACCUCGCCGAACCACCCGCACGAACCCCCGACGAACUCAGCCAGCUCGCCAACUUCUGCAACGGCCAAACUGGCCGGCGAUUCCAGCUCGCUGCUCUACUUCAAAAACUACCUCAGGAAGGCCAAGAGCAUCGAAACGACUGCCGCCGUCUCGGACAUUGGCCAGCAUCUGCUCGAGCUGGUGCUGAUCACCACCGGGCACGUCUGCAAAGUUAGCUACAAGCAACUCGCCAAGGUGGCGGACUUAAAGCUGACCGAGGACACCAAACCGUUCCGGCACUGCAUGCUGCUGCCCAAGUACCGCAAGAUCGGGCCCGCCGAGCUGCGGCUGUUUUCCAAGGUGCGCGUCACUGUGCAGCUAGUGAAGGAGGUGGUCAAGGUGACGAGCGUGCCGCCGCCACUAGCGCAGAUGCAGGGCAAGGAAUCGUCGGUAGAAGCGCGAGCGGCGGAUUUCGGAAGUAAAAAAGAAUCGACGAAGAUGAUUCCUUCCAGUUUCUAGGCUAUUAGAAUCAGCACCAGUGCGAGACACCGUGUGGAUGUUCCGGAACAAUUUGAGGUUUGUGGCCGUGGAUUCUCAUUCCAAAAAGGUUCUUUCCAACUAUUUCCCAUAUUUUGUGUCUUUCAGCAAUUUAAGGAAUGCGUGAGUGCUGGCGGAAAUCACGGAGCAGGGGGGAUCUGCGCAGCAGAUCUGCUGCUGGAGUUUGGCGCGCAAAAGGACACAUCCAGCAGAUUAUUGAAAAAAACUGUAUAAUUGACACUACACAAAAAGCUCCAGGCCAAACUGCAGAUUCCGGCUAAUUGGAACAAGAUUCUUCACAUGCGUAGUGACGGGACGUCAGUGAAUUGAACGUAAUCGGUGCCAGGUAGUCUCCAGCGGAUUGUCACUUGACUUAACGAAUGCUGGCACCAGAACGAACACCAAAUUCGCAUCGGACGAUCCUCGUGCUGGGUGCGAUGCCGAGCAUCAUACAUGCUAAAGAUGCUGAUACCGGUCCUGGCGGAGAGCCGAUCCCACAACGAGUAACCGGAUGAGAUCUUACAUGCUUCCGCAUCAAACAAGCCUGUUAUUCCGGAACCACAAUUAUGAACUAUUUAUAUGUAAAUGUACACGUUAUAAGAUUGUGAACAAAAAUUGUUUAAUAUGCUUUUUU